AGAGACUUUAGGACGCGGGGCCCAGAACCAGAUGGUCCGGAGGAGACGCGCCAGCUCCCGCCGCAGCACCCGGAGCGGUGAAGCCCCGCCGCGCCGCAGGACCUGAGCCGGCCCGGGUGGGCAGCGCAGCCGGGGGCCGUGCCCAGCGCGGGGGACUGAGGCAGGGUCCGGAGCCCCCCCCCCAGGCCGAGCGGGGGCACGCGCAACCCGUCCGGGGGGGCCCCCCCUGCGUCGUCUUCUCCUCCCCGCAUCCCCCUUUGCUUUCAUGCAACGCCUGGUGGCCUGGGACGCAGCAUGCCUCCCCAUCCAGCCGCCCGCCUUUAAAUCGAUGGAAGUGGCUAAUUUCUAUUACGAGGCGGACUGUCUGGCUGCUCUCAACAAGCUGCACCCGCGGGCGGCCGGGGGCCGCUCCAUGACCGAGCUCACCGUCGGGGACCACGAGCGAGCCAUCGACUUCAGCCCCUACCUGGACCCCUUAGCAUCCCAGCAGCCGGCGCAGCCGCCUCCUCCGGCAGCAGCAGCAGGGGGCAACUUUGAGCCUCCCUGCAGCAGCGGCGGCGGCCAAGAUUUCCUUUCCGAUCUCUUCGCCGAGGACUAUAAAGGCAGCGGCGGGAGCAAGAAGCCCGACUACACCUACAUCAGCCUCGCCCGGCACGGCCACCCCUGCGCCAGCCAGAGCCACAAGCCGGGGGGGCUGCCGGGCUGCUUCCCGCCCCAGAUCGUGGAAACCAAAGUGGAGCCGGUCUUCGAGACCCUGGACUCUUGCAAAGGGCCCCGGAAGGAAGAAGGGGGAGCCGGGCCGGGACCGGGGGGCAUGUCCUCGCCCUACGGCAGCACCGUGCGCUCCUACCUGGGUUACCAGUCGGUGCCGAGCGGCAGCAGCGGGAACCUGUCCACCUCGUCCUCCUCCAGCCCCCCCGGCACCCCCAACCCCUCCGAGUCCUCCAAGUCCGCCGCCGCCGGCGGGGGCUACUCCGCCCCCCCGGCGGGCAAGAACAAGCCCAAGAAGUGCGUGGACAAGCACAGCGACGAGUACAAGCUCCGCCGGGAGAGGAACAACAUCGCGGUGCGCAAGAGCCGCGACAAAGCCAAAAUGCGCAACCUGGAGACGCAGCACAAAGUCUUGGAACUGACGGCCGAGAACGAGCGGCUGCAGAAGAAGGUGGAGCAGCUCUCCCGGGAGCUGAGCACCCUCAGGAACUUGUUCAAACAGCUGCCCGAGCCCCUCAUCGCCUCCUCGCCUCGCUGCUGACCCCCGGCCGGGCCGCGGGGCGAGCGGAGCCGCCGGCUCCUCGCCCUGCUCAGCGCUCCUGCCGGGCCGGGGCGAGGGGAGAGCCCGGGGGGGCGGGUUGCUUGGUUGGUUUUUAAUUUUUUUUUUUGGCCGGUCGGUUUUUUUUUUUUUUGG
Molecule: messenger RNA, 1405 nt
Organism: Haliaeetus leucocephalus (bald eagle)
Lineage: Eukaryota; Metazoa; Chordata; Aves; Accipitriformes; Accipitridae
Gene: CEBPB
Product: CCAAT/enhancer binding protein (C/EBP), beta
Exons: 1
Coding region: 266-1252 (328 amino acids)
Biological process (GO): regulation of transcription by RNA polymerase II; DNA-templated transcription; regulation of cell differentiation
Molecular function (GO): DNA-binding transcription factor activity, RNA polymerase II-specific; RNA polymerase II cis-regulatory region sequence-specific DNA binding
Source: RefSeq, a predicted model, not a curated record